Molecule: messenger RNA, 1932 nt
Organism: Gastrolobium bilobum
Lineage: Eukaryota; Viridiplantae; Streptophyta; Magnoliopsida; Fabales; Fabaceae
Product: jasmonoyl--L-amino acid synthetase JAR6-like
Exons: 5
Coding region: 197-1927 (576 amino acids)
Cellular component (GO): cytoplasm
Molecular function (GO): acid-amino acid ligase activity
Source: RefSeq, a predicted model, not a curated record
UGCAUCUUCAGUUCCUUCUGUCUUUCCCUCACUAACAAUAUACUAAGUUCUUCUCUCUCUCUCUCUCUCUCACUUCAGAUCCAUUACUCUCUCUCUCUCUCUAGUUUCUUUCUGUUUUGACAAACCCUUCUCUGUCCCCCUCAAACCUUAAACACAGGAAGAUUAUCCUAGGUGCUGCAGCUGAAGGACUGUGAAGAUGCUAGAGAAAGUGGAAGUAUUUGACACGGAAAAAGUGAUAGAGGAAUUUGAGGCUCUGACAAAGGAUGCUGAGAGGAUUCAAAGGGAAACACUGAAAAGGAUCUUGGAAGAUAACGCAUCAGCUGAAUACUUGCAGAGUUUGGGACUCAAUGGAAGAACUGACCCUGAGAGUUUCAAGGCCUGUGUCCCUCUAGUCACUCACAAGGACUUGGAGCCUUACAUCAACAGAAUGAUUGAUGGUGAUGGUGAUUCUCCUAUUCUCACUGGAAAACCCAUCACAACCAUUUCUUUAAGUUCUGGCACUACUCAGGGUAAUCCAAAACAUGUACCAUGGAAUGAUGAAUUGUUUAAAACCACAGUGCAGAUAUAUCACACCUCUUUUGCCUUUAGGAACAGAGAGUUUCCCAUAAAAAAUGGAAAGGCUUUAAGCUUUAUCUACAGUAGCAAGCAGUUCAAAACAAAAGGGGGUCUUGCAGCAGGAACUGCUACAACCAAUGUGUUCCGCAAUUCAGGGUUCAAGCGUGCAAUGAAAGCACUUCAGUCCCAAUGUUGCAGUCCAGAUGAAGUGAUAUUUGGUCCUGAUUUUCACCAAUCAUUGUACUGCCAUCUCUUGUGUGGGCUAAUUUUCAGGGAGGAAGUUCAGUUGGUGUCUUCUACAUUCGCACAUAGCAUUGUCCAUGCUUUUAGAACCUUUGAACAAGUGUGGGAAGACCUAUGUGCUGAUAUCCGUGAAGGGGUCCUUACAAGUAGGGUCACAGUUCCAUCCAUUAGAAGUGUCAUGUCUAAACUGCUCAAACCAGACCCUGAACUAGCCAACUUGAUCCACAAAAAGUGCAUGGGGUUGAGCAAUUGGUAUGGUUUGAUACCAGAGCUUUUCCCUAAUGUUAAGUAUGUUUAUGGGAUCAUGACUGGGUCAAUGGAGCCUUAUUUGAAAAAGUUGAGGCAUUAUGCUGGAGAGUUGCCUUUAUUGACUUCUGACUAUGGAUCUUCUGAAGGAUGGAUAGCAACAAAUGUGAGCCCAAGAUUGCCUCCUGAAUUGGCCACUUACACUGUGCUUCCUCAAAUUGGUUACUUUGAAUUCAUCCCUCUGACAGACAUGGAAAGAAUCUGUAUGGAUCCUAAGCCAGUGGGCCUCACUGAAGUUAAGGUCGGUGAGGAGUAUGAGAUUGUUAUUACCAAUCCAGCAGGCUUAUACCGGUAUAGGUUAGGGGAUGUGGUGAAGGUUAUGGGGUUCCAUAACUCAACUCCACAACUCAAGUUUGUUCGCAGGUGUGGUCUUCUGCUUAGCAUUAACAUUGACAAGAACACAGAGAAGGAUUUACAGUUAGCUGUGGAAGCAGCAUCUGAAUUGUUAGCAGAGGAAAAAUUGGAAGUUGUUGACUACACUAGCCAUGUUGAUUUAUCCAAAGAACCAGGGCACUAUGUUAUCUUCUGGGAAAUCAGUGGUGAUGCAAGUGAAGAAUUGCUUAGUGAAUGCUGCAACUGUUUAGAUAAGUCUUUUGUUGAUGCUGGCUACACUAGUUCUCGUAAAGUCAAUUGCAUUGGGCCCCUUGAACUCCGAGUUGUUAAGAGAGGAACAUUUCAAAAGAUUCUUGAUCAUUACCUAGGAUUAGGUGCUGCUGUUAGUCAGUUCAAGACACCAAGAUGUGUAGGUCCUAAUAAUAGCAAAGUGUUGCAAAUAUUGUGUGAAAAUGUUGUGAAGAACUAUCUCAGUGCUGCUUUCAAUUGAAUAAA